Molecule: messenger RNA, 1449 nt
Organism: Saccharomyces eubayanus
Lineage: Eukaryota; Fungi; Ascomycota; Saccharomycetes; Saccharomycetales; Saccharomycetaceae
Gene: DBP5
Product: ATP-dependent RNA helicase DBP5
Exons: 1
Coding region: 1-1449 (482 amino acids)
Biological process (GO): poly(A)+ mRNA export from nucleus
Cellular component (GO): cytoplasmic stress granule; nucleus
Molecular function (GO): ATP binding; RNA binding; RNA helicase activity
Source: RefSeq, a predicted model, not a curated record
AUGAGUGAUACAAAGAAGGACCCAGCUGAUUUACUAGCUUCUUUGAAGAUUGAUAACGAUAAAAAGGACCCCAGUGCAACUUCAACGAAGGAGACCGCUGAAAGUAAGCUAGACAACACCAUCGCUCCAGUCAAGGUUGAGGAAAAAGCAGUUCCUAAAACUAACGAGAAAAAGGAAGAUGAAAAGGACAGCAAUUUGGUCAGCUCGGCAUAUGAAGUUAAGGUCAAACUUGCUGAUAUCCAAGCUGAUCCCGAUUCACCACUCUACAGCGCCAAAUCCUUUGAUGAAUUAGGACUAGCGCCAGAGUUACUAAAGGGAAUAUAUGCCAUGAAAUUUCAGAAACCAUCCAAGAUUCAAGAAAGAGCCUUACCAUUACUAUUACAUAACCCAGCUAGAAAUAUGAUUGCUCAAUCUCAGUCAGGUACCGGUAAGACUGCCGCUUUUUCUUUGACAAUGCUGACAAGAGUAAACCCGGAAGACGCAUCCCCACAGGCAAUAUGUUUAGCCCCCUCCAGAGAACUUGCUAGACAAACUUUAGAAGUUGUUCAAGAAAUGGGUAAAUUUACGAAAAUAACUAGUCAGUUGAUCGUCCCGGACUCCUUUGAGAAAAACAAACAAAUCAAUGCUCAAGUGAUUGUUGGUACUCCAGGUACAGUUCUUGACCUAAUGCGUAGAAAAUUGAUGCAAUUGCAAAAGAUCAAAAUAUUUGUUUUAGAUGAAGCUGAUAAUAUGUUAGAUCAACAAGGUCUUGGUGACCAAUGCAUUCGUGUCAAGAGGUUUUUACCCAAGGAUACCCAAUUAGUUCUAUUCAGUGCUACUUUCGCUGAUGCGGUUAGGCAAUAUGCGAAGAAGAUUGUUCCUAAUGCAAAUACACUAGAAUUACAAACAAAUGAAGUCAACGUUGACGCUAUUAAGCAACUGUACAUGGAUUGUAAAAACGAAGCCGAUAAAUUUGAAGUUCUGACUGAGCUUUAUGGUUUAAUGACCAUUGGAUCUUCUAUUAUUUUUGUUGCUACCAAGAAAACGGCAAAUGUCCUAUAUGGUAAACUAAAAAACGAAGGCCAUGAAGUUUCUAUCUUGCAUGGUGACUUGCAAACUCAAGAAAGAGAUAGAUUAAUAGAUGAUUUCAGAGAGGGUAGGUCCAAGGUUUUAAUCACUACCAAUGUUCUUGCCCGUGGUAUUGAUAUCCCUACAGUUUCAAUGGUUGUAAACUAUGAUCUUCCAACACUUGCUAACGGACAAGCCGAUCCGGCCACUUAUAUUCACAGAAUCGGUAGAACUGGUAGAUUUGGUAGAAAGGGUGUUGCCAUUUCCUUCGUACAUGACAAAAACUCUUUCAACAUUUUAUCUUCAAUUCAAAAAUACUUUGGUGAUAUAGAAAUGACACGUGUCCCAACAGAUGAUUGGGAUGAAGUCGAAAAAAUAGUUAAGAAAGUAUUAAAGGACUAG